AAAAAAUAAAACCUAAUAUCAUAUUAUCAAGAAUAUCCAUUAAAACAAUCAUUUUUGGGGUAUUUUUUGAAAUGAAAAGCUUCUCAUUUAAAGGCUUUUGCCGCUUUUGCGGCCGCCUGCCUUUUGCUGGCCACCCAGGCCGAAGCUUAUACUAUGGACGACAUGUGUGCUCAGUGGUCGGGCACGGGAUAUGUUGGCAAUCCUACCGAUUGCACCAGCUGGGGAUACUGCAAAAAUCAGCAGCUUGUGGCCACAGGUACCUGUACCAAGGGCGAGGUCUAUGAACCGCAGUCGCAGUCUUGCCAAUACGCUUCCACCACGCCGUGCACCACCAGCGCAAAAGAGACAUGCUCGGCACUGAAAACUGCCGGCUUUGUGGCAGAGCCUUCGGACUGUACCAAAUAUACGUAUUGCUUUGGCAAUGGUAAAUCCGAGACUCAAACCUGCCCAACUGGUCAGAUGUAUGCUGCCAAUAAUAACUCCUGCGUUUGGGGUCCAACAUGCCCUCAGGAUACACUCUGCCGCUUCAUGCCGAACAAUAUUUUCGUCGGUGAUCCGACCAAUUGUAAUCAAUAUCUGCAGUGCAUCAAUGGCUACGGAGUAUCGGGAACUUGCCCAACAGGUUUUCCUUACUAUAACGCUGUUAACAAUGUUUGCCAAAAAACUAAUACAUGCACAGGCAAUAAUAAUGGCGGUGUAACCACAAGUACUCCACCUGUGACAAAUAUUGCAUGCACAGAUGCUAAACCUUUUACUAAAGAUGGAGCGACUUGUUACGGAUACCUAUACUGCGCUGACGGCGCGGAAGAAUCUGUUUGGGGAUCGUGCCCCUUUGGAUUGGAAUUUGAUGAAGACGCUCAAGCAUGUAUAUCUCCCGCGGCCACCGUUUGUGCAUUUGAUCGCUGUCAAAACACGAAUCUAACAUACGCAGCUGUUGCGGGGUCAGAUUGUAGAAAGUAUACAUAUUGCCCGGCUAAUACCGUGGGCACUUGCCCAACAGACUUUCAAUAUUUUGAUGAGGUAAUCGGAAAAUGUGUUGGGACUCAACCCACACAGGCUAUUUGUACAGAACCACUACCUACUUCUACUGAUUAAGUAGCGCCCAAAUAAGAGUAAACUAUUGACGAAACCGAUGAAAUUUCCGUUUUUAACUGUUGCCUUAAAUUGUAUGUUCGUAAUUAAAUAUAUUGCUAAAUUAAAGCGCAUAUAAAUAAA
Molecule: messenger RNA, 1215 nt
Organism: Drosophila novamexicana
Lineage: Eukaryota; Metazoa; Arthropoda; Insecta; Diptera; Drosophilidae
Product: peritrophin-44
Exons: 2
Coding region: 154-1095 (313 amino acids)
Cellular component (GO): extracellular region
Molecular function (GO): chitin binding
Source: RefSeq, a predicted model, not a curated record